UUAGUGUUUCCUCCCGGAUUGACAGUCGGAUUGCAUGAUCACGUGACACUUCGCCGGCCUUUGAUUUAUGUACAGUAGUCAUUCCUCUCCCCUUAUGUUCUUGUGUAGUAGUUGAAUAAGAGGGAAGAUGACAGGGAGAUAACUUGCAUUAUUAAACACACAUUUAUUUGGCACUACACGCACACUAGUGUGAGACGGUACCCUUGGCACGAAAUCGUCAAUAGUCGCCGGGGAACCGGGCCCGAGACGAGUAAGAAACCAUGGCAGAGUCAGACAGGUCACCGCUGAAGCACUUUGUGGUGGCUAAGAAAAAGAUCUCCACUAUCUUUGAUCAGCUUUUGGAAUACAUCACCGAAGGAGCAGAUUUUGUAGAAAAAACAUAUAGGAAUACAGAGCUCAAGCAGAUAGCAACGGAGCAGCAAGCCUCGAUGAUACAUGGAUAUACAAAGAAACUGGCAGUGAUCAGUGAAGUGCUGGCACGGAACCACAUGAAAGUGGCGUUUUUUGGCAGGACUAGUAAUGGUAAGAGUUCAGUUGUCAAUGCCAUGCUGUGGGAUAGGGUGCUGCCCAGUGGGAUUGGACACACCACAAACUGCUUCCUCAGCGUGGAGGGGACAGAUGGUGACAAGGCCUACCUCAUGACGGAAGGGUCAGACGAGAAGAAAAGUGUAAAGACAGUAAACCAGCUUGGCCAUGCACUCCAUAUGGACAAAGACCUAGAUGCUGGCUGCCUAGUGAGGGUUUUCUGGCCCAAGACUAAGUGUGCUCUCCUGAGGGAUGACCUGGUGCUAGUGGACAGUCCUGGAACUGAUGUUACGACUAAACUGGAUAGCUGGAUUGAUAAGUUCUGUCUGGAUGCGGAUGUCUUUGUGCUGGUAGCUAACUCUGAAUCCACUCUGAUGAAUACUGAGAAGCAUUUUUUCCACAAAGUAAAUGAACGUCUUUCAAAGCCAAAUAUCUUUAUUUUGAACAAUCGAUGGGAUGCAUCUGCCUCAGAACCCGAAUGCAUGGAAGAUGUGCGCAAGCAGCACACAGACCGCUGUAUCAGCUUUCUUGUGGACGAGCUCAAAGUGGUGGAACGUGAACAGGCCCUGAAUCGGAUCUUCUUUGUGUCCGCUAAGGAAGUGCUGAAUUCCAGGAUGCAAAGAGCUCAGGGACUGCCAGAAGCAGGUGGUGCAUUAGCUGAAGGAUUUGAAGCUAGACUACAAGAGUUCCAGUGUUUCGAGAGAACCUUUGAGGAGUGUAUCUCGCAGUCAGCAGUGAAAACAAAGUUUGAGCAGCACACAAUCAGAGCUAAACAGAUCACUGAGACAGUGAAAGGAAUCAUGGAUGACAUCAAUAUCCAAGCAGCGGAUAAAAGGAUCAAUUUGUUGAAGGAGAGAGAUGACAAGAUGGAUCAAUCAGACUAUGUCCGCUCUCAGCUUGGUUUACUGACUGAGGACAUUAAGGAGAAAAUCAAGGCUGUUACACAAGAAGUAGAAACAAAGGUUUCCACUGCGAUGACAGAUGAGAUUUGUCGCCUUUCUGGGCUGGUUGACGAAUUCUAUUCAGAUUUUCAUCCCUCACCACAAGUGCUAGAACGGUACAAAAAUGCGCUGCACAAGCACAUAGAGGAAGGCAUGGGGAGAAGCCUGGCUGACCGCUGCUCCAAUGCAGUUAAUGAAUCGGUCCAAAAUUCCCAAAAAAACAUGAUCGAAAACCUGAAGCCUCUGCUGCCCUCUAGUGUCCAGUGUCAACUGCACAUGCUGAUUCCAUGCAGGAAGUUUGACCUGAGCUAUGACCUAAACUUCUCCUCACUCUGCAUUGAUUUCCAAGAGAACAUUGAAUUCCGGUUCUCCCUGGGCUGGACUUCAUUAGUAAACCGCUUUUUGGGUCCAAAGAAUGCACACAGAGCACUGCUGUUGAUGGAAUCAAGUGCACAGAUUCCUCGACCUUUAGCAACAACCUCUUCUGCACCCAACAUUCAUGCCCUUACUCCGGAAAAUGUGUCCCAGGAAGAGCUUAUGUUUUCCAUAGGGACGGGCUUGGCUUCUCUCACUUCAAAGUCAUCCGUGACUCUAGUCCUUGUCACUGGUGUGGUCUGGAGAACGAUAGGCUGGAGACUGAUUGCUGCUUCCUUUAGUUUGUAUGGGCUUUUGUAUCUGUAUGAAAAGCUAACCUGGACAACCAGAGCCAAGGAGAGGGCAUUUAAACAGCAGUUUGUAGACUACGCAACAAAGAAACUCCAGAUGGUAGUUCGCUUUACCAGUGCAAACUGCAGUCACCAAGUUCAACAGGAGAUGACGACUACCUUUGCACGGCUGUGCCAACAAGUGGACCUCUCUCAGAAAAACCUGUCUGAAGAAAUCAAUAGGCUCACCAUGAAGAUCGAUCAGCUGGAUGUGGUUCAACAUCAUUCAAAGAACCUUAGAUAUAAAGCGACCAGGCUUGAGACAGAAUUGGACAGUUUUAUAAAUCAGUAUUUGCAGCCACAGCAGUGAGGAUUUCCUGCCUUCACUGAACAUCUUAUUUAUUCUGCAAAACCUUUAUUCAGGGAGCCAGUGGUGCAGGGUUAUAUAUCUAGGUCACUAUUAAAAAUAAUUAUUCACUUUCUAAUUAUUUUAAAUAAGAUCUAUACAUUUGAUGAAUACCUUUUAAUAGUUUCUUAAUUUGUAUCUUUAAUUAUAAAAUGGUUUGUGUUCCUCCAUUUUUAGAACAAGUUACUUUUAAGGAAAUGGUCACCUCUUUUCCUAUGACUUUAUAGUAGUUACAGUUUUAUCAAGAUUUCCAUGAUUAUUUUGUGUAACUUCUUGUCUUCUGUGUUUUGUUAACUUACAAAGUAUAACAUCAAGCCAUGACAGGAAGGCGAUCCUUAAAGGAAAAAAUAUACUUUUUUUUUUUGUUAUUUCAAUACACACAAAAAAAGUUGUCAUCUUGUUUUUAAUUGUAACGGCAGCUUAUCUGCUUUAUUUUCUAUAGUAUACUCCUAAUAAAAUAUUGUUCAUGUUAAAUAAGAAUUCUAAAAGGAGACCCCACCCUCCACCUUUUUGAAAACAAAGAAUUGCUGCCUUGUUUCUUUGAACAAGCAGCCUGCUGUAAUCUACUUUUUUUUUUUUUUUUUU
Acipenser ruthenus (sterlet) is the source of this 3101-nucleotide messenger RNA. Its product is annotated as mitofusin-1-like. The record is from RefSeq and is a predicted model, not a curated record. The transcript is spliced from 18 exons. Gene Ontology annotation, molecular function: GTPase activity; GTP binding. Gene Ontology annotation, biological process: mitochondrion localization; mitochondrial fusion. Gene Ontology annotation, cellular component: mitochondrial outer membrane. Bases 261 to 2480 code for a protein of 739 amino acids. NCBI's taxonomy places the organism in Eukaryota, Metazoa, Chordata, Actinopteri, Acipenseriformes, Acipenseridae.